AUGCGCCAGCCGCUGCAUCUGCUGCGCGCCCUCCUGCGCGAAGCCUCGUAUCUGCCCGAUGCCACUGCGCGCGCCUACUUCCGCCGCUACAUCGUCGCCCGCUUCAAGGCCUACCAGCCCCAACACCAUGCAACCGCCUCUGCCGCCGCCUCCGCCGUCGCCCGGUACAGGCAUGCCGCCUUCAAGCGCCGCCCGCCCGCCCUCAUCCACGCCCGCGCCCGCCCGCUGCUGCGAAAGGCGCACAAGGGCCUGAAUUUCCUGCGCCGCGCCAACCACGGCGAGCUGCCCUGCCUGCACAAGGUCCUCUUCUUUGCCUAUGGCCGCCUGGGCCGCCGCAAGUACGCCCUGCUGGCCAGCCUCCUCAGGCCCGACGCUGCCAUGGACGGCGACGCCCGCCCCAAGCCGCUGCAGAAGCUCUACCACAGCACCAGCCGCUACCUCGCCUUCUUCGACGCCCCCGUGCCCGCCUCCAAGACGCACUACACCAUCGCCAUCUCGCACCGCUUCGGCCGCCUGCGCGCCGUCCUCCGCUCCCAGCACCAAAAGGGCCUCGCCAUCCACCGCGAGCUCAAGGGCCCCGCCAUGAAGACGCCCAUCCACAACAUAUGGGAGCGGCCCAUGCCCAUCAAGCGCGCGCGCAACAAUGUGCGCCGCUGGUAUGCAGAGACGAUGACGAGAUUGCUGCCGCCUCUGCCCAACGACGAAUGGGACAGGGUGCAUGCCAUGAUGGUCGGCGACCAGCCCAUUGACUUGGUCAAGCGCAGGACCCGGACCGCUGUCUUGGAGCCUGCGCCCGCCGCCCACGCCCACGCCCUCGCCCUCGCCAGCACCGUCAACGAAGCCAUGGCCCUGGACAAGCCUAGCAGAGCCGACAGGCCCGCUGGCAUGCAGCGCCCGCAUGCCAUCACGCCCAAGUUCAUGCGACGACUCUACACCAAGCUCCUCGUGCUCUGCUGCAAGCUCGAUUACAAUGACCAACUCAAGCAAUGGAAAGUCACCUGGGGCACCCCCAACAAGACCAUCAAGCCCAGUCUCUACCAUGCGCCCGUUGACCAAGACCUCUUUGCUGGCGUCGAUGCCACGGGACGCGUUCCCAAGCCGCCCAAAAAACAUGCCCUCGACAAAUCUGCUCACGUGCAGCCCCGCAACGCCGACGGAGAAUACAUGCGCUUCCCCUUUUUCGCCGAGUUUCUUCCUACAACCAACCCGCUUCGCAAAGAAUUGGACGAGUGGAAAAGGAAGCGAGCUGCUGCUGCGGCUGCGGCUGGGCGCGCGCACAAGGAGAAAGUGUCGUGAGCGGGGCCCCAAAACAGACAUGGAUGUAGCCCACCCAGUCGCCUACUUGCUAGCCCCGCAACGCGACAUGUAGGGCGUGUAUUGCUCGCUGCCAUAAAACCCAGGCAUUGGCCCGACAUUCGCAAAAACACUAGCAACAUUUUUUUUUAUUUAGACUCCUACAAUGGCCUCAAGCAGCGCAACAAUCCGCCACGCACGUCGCCAAGACGUGCCGACCAUUCUGGCCCUCGUAUGCGAACUUGCCGAAUACGAAUCAGCCAGUGACAAGGUCGAGGCUACCGAGGAGAUCCUCACGCGCACCCUUGCGCACUACGACCCCUCUACCGCUACAUUCUCCGAGGGCUUCGCUCGCACGCUCCUCAUCACCG
This is a messenger RNA of Exserohilum turcica Et28A, 1664 nucleotides long. RefSeq lists its product as uncharacterized. The record is from RefSeq and is a predicted model, not a curated record. NCBI's taxonomy places the organism in Eukaryota, Fungi, Ascomycota, Dothideomycetes, Pleosporales, Pleosporaceae. The transcript is spliced from 2 exons. The coding region runs from base 1 to 1296 and encodes 431 amino acids.